AAUUAUUUGAGUUGUUCCUAUUGAAAAAGCCGGAUGUCUCAAAUACCCGGGUCACACCAUAUCAGCUUAAUACGUCGCUUGGCUGCUGUAUGUGGAGAUUCCUGAUAUCUGGUACACGGCUUUAUGCUGUCAAAGGACAUACUUAAACAUAAUGGGCAAUGGUCUUUUUCCGCAACUCUGUUGGUCCACCCUGAAGUGUAUUACUUGGCUUUUGUUCUACCUGUCAACCGUCUUAACGCAAGACGAUAAGAUCACAUGCACAAUACUACCAGUGACCCCCUUUCAAGACACAGUCCUGACAUGUCACUUUCCUGAGGACCUGAGUGUCACUAAAAAGGACUUCACUGUCUACCACUACGGUCAGGAUAAUAGUCCAGAUUCUGUCUUAGACUGCUGGUGGAUUCGAGGUUCUCUGGACUGUUACACAAGGCCUGGGUUCACGUAUGACAAGAGAAUUAGCCGUACACUAAACAUUACAGUCAACUACAAGACAAAGCCAACAGGCAAAUACGCUUGUCAGGUGGCUGGAUACAGCUCAAGCUUGUUCACAACUUGUGAAUUUGUCGCUAAACUGGGUCCAAAUAACACAUGCAAUAUUUCAAAGGAGCAGGGUGACUCCCAGAUCAAUGUGACAUGUUUCUUUAAUGAAGACAUCCAGAAGACACAAAGAAAUUUCACUGUGUACAAGCAUCACUCCCAAGAGAAACUAAGUGUUCUGAAAUGCUGGUGGGAAAAUGAAAAAGUGAAUUGUCAGGUAAAUGAGGGCUACCUUUACAGCAAAGAGGUCUCAUCCUACCUCCAAAUAGGAAUUCCUCCACCAACAAAUGAGAAAACAGAGAUCUACUCUUGUUGGCAUGAUGGGUCUAUCGCUGAUCGAGUGAACACGUGUUCACUUAAUGACAAAAAAACAGAACAAACACCAAUCUUCAUCGAAAUCGUACUAGGAAUUGUACUAGGUAUUGUGACUGCUGGGGUUUUAGUGAUCAUAGCAAUAGUCUUAUUCAAGAGAUACAGGGUUCCACGCAGAACUUACGAGGAGAGGAAAGGUAUUUCAAGUGACGAAGAAAGCCACCUAAUGAAGGAGACAAAGAAAAAGAAAGAGACUUUUGAAGACUUACUGUUGAAGAAAACCAAGGAAAUGUACCCAAAUAUGCAAGAAGGAUGUUAUUUUGUGCCGCCAGUGUACUUAAACAAACUUCGAUACAAAACACAGUCUGUUGCCGGUCAACUCGUCUACAUCCCUGACCCUCCUGACCCGAGUGAUGAGAGCAGGGCCCGAGCCAUGCAGCAUGUCAUCCACAGUCUACGUGACAUGGCGGACUCACAACAUGAACACAUGUUUGUUCUGACACAGUUCCAGUACGAAGACUACUUGAAUAACCCUGGCCGUGACUAUAGAAAACAUCGUCUGCCUGUUCCCACUGGUCUGAAAGAAAAGAAUAAAUACAAGGACAUCGGAUGUUUUGAUUUUCUGAUCAUCCAUCGACAUCAUGGCGUGUUGGUAGGAGUCGUCAAGGAUGUGGAUGAGAAGGAGAGUGGAAAUCAAGAUAAGAGGCAAAGAAUAAAAGAUAACGCGAGUGCAAUUAGCCCAAUGAUGGGUAAAGAGACAAAUAGUCAAAUAAGAAAGGGAAAUACUGACGGAAAAGAGAGUGGUGACAGUAUACAAACAACAGAAGUCAGUGAGAGUAGUGGUAAUCAGCAGGAGACUUUAAACAAUGACAGUGAAGAUAACGAGCAGAAAACUGGAGGUCAAAGAUUUCAAGACGGUGAGGGAAAAGGGGAAGACGAUAAUAUUCAAGAUUAUGACACAAAUACAAAAAACAAAGACCAAAGAAGUGAUGACACUUUGAAGACGACAGACAACAAAGAGAGUCGUGAUACCAGGCGGAGUACAGAAGAACUAGUGAUUAAAGAAGUAUAUGAAGCUAUACAACAAUUUAAGAAAGCAGAUAUAAUGAUUCACCAUCUUCUGUCAGACCAGGAUCAGAGCCCUACAGUACGACUGAUCUUGGUUCUACCAAACAUUACAUCGGAGACACUGAGGAACUCACUUGACUGUCACCCAGAGUUGACACAGAAUUUUCUGGAAUGCAUACAACAAAAUUCAAUCAACGACCUCAUUGAGUUGUGUCUAUGUGCCGACCAUCUUCCCAGUCUUGACACAACCAGGAAUGUCGAGUCGGUUAAGAUUCCUUUCCAAGCUUAUUGGGACCAUUUCAGAGAUAGCUCUGUGGAUACACCCGCCAUGACUGAUGAUUUGUUUGCAAAUAUGAUAGCGAGAUUUUGUGGUCCUUCCACCAUAUCCUACUUCAAGACUCCAUGUAAACCGGAAGUCAUUACACAUCAACUACCUAAGACUCUGGACCAGGCCGUGUCUCUCACCGGUGAAUUGUUUGAGCGAUUCACGCUGUACCCGGGUAUGACAGAUUUUCUAGACUUGUCUCGAGCAUUCCUUGUUGGACCGCAGGGUACUGGGAAAACCCGGAUGCUGAGUCUGGUUGGACGGAAGUGGCUGUCCGAGGGUCAUGACGUGUAUGUACUUUACACAAGUCCUGAGGGUGAGGUAGCUUCGAUGGUGUUGCAGACGUUGCUCCAAGGGACAUCAUCAACACAGCCACAAGCCAGUCCUGCACCAUCGGUUAUCACUUUGUUGUGCAACAUAGACGACGAUAAUAAAAUAGAUAACGCCAUUACAAUGUUGAAAGAUCGUCUGAAGGACCAGCCAUUGUAUGCACUUAUUGACGAACUAGCACCUGAAAAAGAGAAAGGACAAAAGGUCCGUGCCUUUCUAACAAAAAUAAACGAGAGCUUGAAAGAUACCCACCUGUGGGCAGCAAGUUACCGCGCAAACAUCUCACCACCAGGAUGGAAUGGAAAGUUUUUCCAAAAACCUAUUAGUUGUCCACCUUCGAUUGUAAGAGAGACCGGACAGGGUCAAAGUAGUCUUGGAUUAACAGAAUACUCAACAAGCAAAUGUUUUUCUCCUACUGAUGGCCUGCCAGUGAAACGCAUUUACCAUCGGGAAUUAAAUCACAGUAAGAAAGAACCACAUAACUGUGAAGUGUGCGGACAGGAAGUUGCCAAAUUCUUGACUCAAGACCUUCAUGUUGGGGACAGAGUUUCAGACAUUUUUCCCACGACUUCAAAUUCUACACGUGGCCAAAGAACAUGGGAGACACCAGUAACCCUAGAGUACAGAGAUGUGAUGAUUUUGUUUGAAAAGGACAUUACAGAAGAUGUUCCUAUGAUAAAAAUACUCAAAGACAAAGGAAUUCCAGUCCAGAUCAUCAACUCUACAGAUGAGAGGACUACUAUCAGGCAUGGUAGUAACACAGUUUUGGUGGCUAAAGCAGGUUUUCUGAACGGACUGAGAAGAAAGGUGGUGGUGUAUGUUGAGGGAGAUAUAAAGAGGUCAGAGUUCUCUGCCCAGUGGAGCAGACUGCGGGGCAUCACAAGCUGCACGGCACAACUGGUGUGUGUUCGGAAUUUCUCAUAAUUUCUCCUUUUGUCCUCAUUGAAUGCCGGGGAAAAUGUAUGUGUUGACACGGCCACUAUAUAGCCUGUUUCAUAUAGCUGAACAAAUAUACAGAUGGACAUACAAACAUCUCAAUCCAAGUGUAUAAAACGGUGAGACACAGCAUCAUACUUCAACGAGUUUAUAUAUUGUUAAAUCUAGAAAUGAAAGAUGUUCCGUUUGUAUUUACGAGCUAUAAGGAUCCACGGUUAUAUAAUAAAAUAUCUGAUACUUUU
Messenger RNA from Pomacea canaliculata, 3750 nucleotides. RefSeq lists its product as uncharacterized. Bases 152 to 3496 code for a protein of 1114 amino acids. The transcript has 13 exons. The record is from RefSeq and is a predicted model, not a curated record. Lineage: Eukaryota; Metazoa; Mollusca; Gastropoda; Architaenioglossa; Ampullariidae.